Molecule: messenger RNA, 3956 nt
Organism: Ctenopharyngodon idella (grass carp)
Lineage: Eukaryota; Metazoa; Chordata; Actinopteri; Cypriniformes; Xenocyprididae
Exons: 18
Coding region: 518-3268 (916 amino acids)
Source: RefSeq, a predicted model, not a curated record
UCCAACCCUAUCUCACGGCGAAUUCGUACUAAUUCGUACGAAUUAACCAAGUGGCUAAAUCGUACGAAUUCGUACGAUUUGUUCAUUGCAUUUAAAACAACCUCGUCAAGGCGAAUUCGUACUAAUUCGCACGACUUAAUUACGUGGUUAAAUCGUACUGUAUCGUACGAUUUCUUGUUCGCGUUGAAUAAGCGUGACCCAACUCUCCAUUGGAAAGCAUCGCGAUAUUAAACAGCAGUUACACGUGCCACAUCUCGUUACUUCAGAUCCCACACUACUCCAUACAGACUUCCUACAACUUAUUAACCCAACGGCUCUUUUAAGAGCCAUCUCUUGCAAAUCUCUUGUCUCUCUGACACACACUCACACUCUCUCUCACUCUCUCACUCACACACACACACACACACACACACAGACAUACACAGCGACUCUUUCCCCCUCCAUUCCUCUUCUCUUCCUUCACCUCUUUGUCUUUCGACUUUUCUUUGAUUAUUUCUCUUUCUUUCUCUUCUUCAAUAUGGCAUCUUGUCAAAACUCAGGUUUUGACCAAUUAUGUCAGGAAGCUGCAAUUAUUACAAGGGAACUUGAACUCAAAGCUGCCAGUGCUGAACUUGAAGCAGCUACCAAGGAGGCUGAAGAAAUUCUACUAACCUUCAACCCUCCACCAUUGAAAAAGAAGACCAAACAAGCCUGUAGCACUCGUCUCAGACCAGUCUCUUUUGUAGAGAGGGAUGAGUUUGGGCAUCUUGUGCCAAAACGGAGAAGGCCAAAACUUACCAAGGCAAACAUCUCCAAAGCUACAACGAUUAAUAGUCCAGCUAUGUCAUCAUCUUUGGAGUCUGGGCAAGUAGACAUUGAUCAUGGUGAAAUUCCAUCACUGCCUUCUCACACUGUUUGGCCAGCAGUUGAAGAUAUAGAAACUCUUCAUCAAGAGGUAGAGGAUCUAUUGGCUGAUACUGGAGACAUUCAGGGCCCAAAUCCGACUUCCUCAAACACAUGGUCAGUUCGCAUGGCCCAGACUAAAAAGAAGUGGGCAGCUUUGAGGCCAGAGAUGGUGGAAUCUUUAUUAACAGCUGAGUACACAGAGAUCAGACAGUGCCAGCACUGCCAACUGAAGCGAUCUGUUAUCCGCUGUAAAGACUGUGUUCCUAAACAGCUGUACUGUGCAGACUGCGAUAUUUUGGCCCAUGAAAGGAAACUGCACAACCGAGAGACAGAUGUAGAAGGAUUCUUUCGGGCCAUAUCCCCAUCAACUUUGGUGAAGGUGGAUAUUGACGGCCAAUUCCAUUUUGAGGAAAAAGAUUGCCUUUUGCCUCUAGCGACACCUGAUCAAAUUUGCAGCUGUGCCACUGAUACCAUUGUGGUGUCAGGAGGUAAAAAGGCUAUUCUCAUUGGAAUUGAUGGUCGCUACAAUGUCAGCUUGCCAACCUUCACAUGCUCAACAUGCCAUAUGAGCAGAACGACCAGCAUCCCACAACUGAUCAAGUCUGGUUACUGGCCUGCCACAGCAAGCUGUGAAACGCUGUAUAAAAUUGAUGUGUUUGUGUCAUAUGACCACAUGAAAUUGACUGCUCCUGGACUUUCUAGACAGUCCUUCAUCAGUUUAUUGGAACAGCGGACGGAGUUCUUUGGCCGAGAUGGAAAGAUCUGCACAGAUGCUUUUCAAAGAAGUUUUUUCGAAUGGAGAUACUGCCAGUUCGAAAUUGAUCAGCUCUGUGGACUGAAAGUGUUUGACUGUCCAGCCUGUUCUCCAUUUAUGCUUGCUGUGUCAGUAGAUGGUAACAGGAAAUUGUAUCGCUUCAAAAGAGGGGCUGAAGAUCAUGGUCUGUUCAAGGGUGUCUUUGUCUGUGAGGAUGAAGAUGUUUCCAAGUUCGUGGACUACAUUAAUAAGAAGACAAAGCACUCCGCUGGAAAAGGUGUCUGUGGAUCGAGUCAGUGGACUGCAGCACGGGAGUCCAUCCCAAAGAAAAUCAGCAAGCUGGAUGAGGAGGGGAUGGAGGUGGCUGUCUGUCGGCAUGGUGUGCUGCUGAGAAGUCUGAACAUGAUGAGGGGGGAAAUAUUUGCAUAUCCUUUGUUUCUCCAAAAGGAGCUGACUCCAAGGAAUGUUCAGUUCAUGUGCACUGACGUAAUAUGCAAGUACUGGCCAUACCUGCAGAGAGUUGUUAAUGAUUGUCCAGAGCUUUCUCCUCUCCUGCACAUGAAGCCAUUCCUGUCAGUGAUGCAUGCAAAGGCCCACUCUUGGAAAUGUGAGAUUAAGUGGGGUGGCCGAAACCAAGAAGGAGCAGGCACCACCUUGGGUGAAGAGGUGGAACAAGUAAACAGCUUCUUGUCGAGAACUGCUAUAUGCAGUAAAUACAUGACCAAAGGAGCUAGGACAGACAUGAUUACUAUCCAGGCCAUGGCAUGGAAUCAACGCAAAAUUGACAACCUUGCAAACGUGCUGUCCCGAAGAUUAAUAAAGACAAAAGCACAAAUUCAGGAGGAGUCCCUAAACCUUGAUGCACUAAAGACAGAGUUUGAAGUAACCGAUGACACGCUUAAAGACUGGACCAGUGAAAUCCAGCAGUGGGCUGAUACAGCAACAAGUAAGGAGAAUGCAAGCAGUCAACAGGGACUCCAGAAGACAAUUGAGACUCUUUAUGUGAGCAUCAGGCAGAGGAAGCGAGAUCUUUACCGUCAAACAGAUGGAAACAAAAGAAGACACAAACUCCGUAGAAAAAUUUUGGAGGAAAAGGCCAAAUUUAGUGCAGCUGUAGAUGAGUACAACAGGGAAGCACCUGAAAAGCUGCAGUCAGCUGACACAGUUCUGGCAUCUGAGAGCUAUGCAUGGCCAUGGGUACUGGAUGAGCGUGAUAAUCUUGUCACCAAAAAAAGGGCCUUUGACCAACUGAUGCUGCUGAAGCGCCUUACCGAAGAGGAGUGCAUUGUCCUGAAUGAAAUCAGGAAUCACUGGAAAAGCCUCAAAAAGGAUCUAUCUCUUCUAAAUGACCUUUCAUGUCAUGUUGCUGUUGAUAUAAAAAAGAACAAACAGGACUCUGGACUUUCCAAAAGUGGAAUUCUGGGACUUCACGCUCUACUACAGAAAAAACUAUGCUACCUAAAAAGUCACAUCUCCUCGGUUCAGCAACUGUAUGGUAGUGUCCUAGACAAUUGUGAGGUGUGUGAGAAACUGCAAGAUGAUGAUUACCUUGACAUGGAUGAGGAUUAUAUCCAGUAUGGUUCAGAGGAUGAGGAGGAGGAUGAAGAUGAAGUUUCAUUUGAAAUUUAAAAACUUUGUAAAUCAUUACUGUGGAAAAACUGAGCAACAUACACUAAUUUAUGAUACUCAUUUAAUUUCCAUUAAAUCUUAGCUGUCUAUAUUACUUGAUAAAACACUGACAAGGUGUUGUGUAAAUGUGUAAUCCUACUGUUAAAUUUCAUAAUUUACAUGGUAAAAAUUACACUGUAAAACAUUACUUGCACUAUUAUUUAUUGUAAAAUAGCUUCUUGAUGUAACAAACCUGUAAUAUUCAUGACUAUCUGUACAUUGUUUUACCAAAAUGUACUAAAUUCAUAACAAAUUCAGACAGAGAACCUGCCAACCAAUUUUAUUGUUUUCAGUAUGAGUGUGCUGAAGAUUUUAUGUAAUGGGGUAGAUGUUUGAAAAUGCAUGUACUGUAUGUGUUUGCAGUGACCUGUCCAAUAAAUGUGCUAAACUGCUUUGCUCUAGAGCUGAUAUGUAACUAAAAUGCCUACCUAGGUCCUUUUUCAUCCUUGCCCUAAUAGACUGAUUGACAACUGGUUAAUCUGAUUUAUAGCCCAUUUCAGGUGAGUACUAUUGGAUCUGUGUGUAAUGAUUCAAACUCAGGAUCUUAUUUCAGGCUUAAGACUGUUUUCAGAAGCUUACAUGUGCCACAUCUUUUUAAAAGCCUAAAAACAGCUCAAACAUGCAGUUUAUUCCAAGCCUUGUCUGUGAA